Strongyloides ratti is the source of this 495-nucleotide messenger RNA. RefSeq lists its product as hypothetical. The record is from RefSeq and is a predicted model, not a curated record. Lineage: Eukaryota; Metazoa; Nematoda; Chromadorea; Rhabditida; Strongyloididae. The coding region runs from base 1 to 495 and encodes 164 amino acids. The transcript has 4 exons.
AUGACAAAUGAGGAGAAAAAGGUCUUAAGAGAACGUUGGAAUGAUAUGACAAGUUUCAUGAAUGAAACAGUUAAAGAGAAAUGGUGGGAUAAAAUUAUACAACAAUAUUCUAAUAGACCAUUCUAUAACUUAUCUCAUCUUCAUAAUAUGCUUCAACUUUUUGAUCAACAUAAAGAUAGAUUACAUGAUCGUUAUGCUGUUGCAUUUGCAAUAUUUUUUAAACAUCUUGAAUAUGAUAGUAAAUCAACAGAAUCUGCAAAAGCUUCCGCUGAUGAAUUUAAAAAAUUUUCUCCAGAAAAGUAUGACAUAUAUAAGUCACAACUUCGUCAAGAAUAUUCAUAUUUAAGUGAUGAUCAAUACAAGAAGGAACGAUUAAAGGUCUUGAAAUUAUUUUUGCAAAUACCAAAUAUUUUUGCAACCAAAGAAUUUAGAGAUAAAUAUGAAGAAAAAGCAAGAAAAAAUAUAUCUGAAGAAAUUAAAUCAAUAGGAGAAUGA